Cyclocybe aegerita is the source of this 642-nucleotide messenger RNA. The record is from the annotation of a GenBank genome assembly. NCBI's taxonomy places the organism in Eukaryota, Fungi, Basidiomycota, Agaricomycetes, Agaricales, Hemipholiotaceae.
AUGUCAACUCCCCCCUCCUCGGAAUUAUGGCUCCUCACAGAUGUCGUGUCACGUCUGGAUGGGGUGGGGUGGGGUUUCGAGCAGAACAGCGCGCAAAUGACGAAUGCCGCUAACACGGCCGAGGACGAGCAAGGGAGGAUAGGGCCAUCGGGAUUUGCCGAAACCUUGGUUGCUUUGCAUCCGGAGAGAAAUAAAUUGCCAACGCCUACUUUGCCUGUCUCUCCGAGAUUUCGGAGUCUUGAGGUAAAUCCGUCGCACAUGACAGACACAAGCUCAUCGCCGUCUUGGAUAUGUUUUCACAGCACUCGAGUACUAUUUUCGUAUCUGGAAAAUCGCUGGCUCGUUGCCUGCAUAUGUGACAGACCGAUCGAUGGUUCGCACUGCUCCUCACCGACACCCCCUCCCAGCACUAGCCUAUCACGAAUCCUUUCUGGCUCUGUUCAUACCUAUGGGCAUUCGACAUCGCUGCAACCCACUGAAAAACUGAACAGCAACCAGACAUUCCUCUCCCAUCCACUGCCACGAGUUCGGACGCCAUCCGCUCGGCCUUCGGGAACAAGAUUACAGGGCCUCCGUCAAUUAUGGGACAAGCGACGGCCUGUGCACAAUGCCAUCGAAGCCGUCGUCUUUCCAUGUUCUUAG